AUGACGGCGAUCUACAUCAAGAACCGCCUGCCUUCACCCAAGAUCGACCACAAGACUCCGUUCGAGAUCGUGUACAAGUCGAAACCAAGUGUCAAGCACAUGCGCGUGUUUGGAUGUCGGGCGUUUAUCCUGACACCAAGGGAGAAGCGAUUGAAGUGGGACCCGAAGGCUUGUGAAGGGAUGUUCAUGGGCUACGAAGAAGCGUCAAAAGCUUAUCGAGUGUACGACAUUGAGGCGGGCCAAGUGGUGAUCAGUCGUGACAUCACCUUCGACGAAUCGACUUUUGACUUUUCGAUGGACCGACCAAGUGACGAUGAUGAAGAUGCGGAGUUGGACCUCGACCUCCUGGCGAUCAACGAGGACGACGUGCGUCAAACCGUCUACAAGCAGACUGGCAAGCGCAAGAGUGAAGCAAGACCCGGCAUGUCACGAAACGACGAUCAAGUGCUCCAGAAACGAUGUCUGAUGACGAAGAAGAUGCAAGCGUGUACGAUCAAGAUGACGACUCGACGCCUCCAACAUUUUGGCGUGCAAGUGCAAACGCUGUGGAAGCAACGGACCUAG
Peronospora matthiolae is the source of this 564-nucleotide messenger RNA. NCBI's taxonomy places the organism in Eukaryota, Oomycota, Peronosporomycetes, Peronosporales, Peronosporaceae. The record is from the annotation of a GenBank genome assembly.